UUCAACACAUAUGCAAAGUGUGACCUCUUACACAACAAUUUGGCCGAGUGCUUCAAUUCUUGGAUCACCAAGUUCAGAGAUAAGACCAUACUGGUAAUGUUGGAAGGCAUUAGGACAAGUUUGAUGAGAAGGUACCAGCGGAAAAGAGAAAUUAUAGCUGCGAUGGAAGGCAAUGUUGGGCCAAAAAUUAAGGAGAAGUUGGAGAUAGAAGAAGAUGAGGCCGGACAUUGUACACCAACAUUUGCUGGUGAUGGUUUAUUUGAGGUCGAGUGCAGGGGUAGAAGGUAUGCUGUGAAUUUACCUGCCAAGACAUGUGGGUGCAGAAAGUGGGAUGUUUCUGGUAUCCCAUGUGCUCAUGCCAUCUCAUCAAUAUGGCAUGGUGGAGGCAACCCUGAGGAUUAUCUGAGCCCAUACUUUGGCAAGGAGAUGUACCUAAAGGCAUACACACCCAUCAUCUACCCUGUACCCAGUGAGGAGCAGUGGGCUAGGACAAAUCAACCCAUCAUUGAACCACCUAAGGCAAGGGCAUCUUCGGGAAGACCUAAAAAACUGAGGAACAGAGGGGCUGAUGAGACCUUAAAUCCCUACACAGUUAGAAAGGGUGGUACGAAGAACCAAUGUAGGAUGUGCAAAAAAUAUGGUCACAAUACUAGAACAUGCACUGCGAGGAUGCAACAUGAUGAAAGACAAGAACGUAGGCGGAAUUUCUAUAGAAAACAUGCAGCAGAUCUUGACUGCAAUCUUGACAGGUUGGAUGGUUCAUCCAGUGCCCCAUCUGUGGCCCAAUCUACUGCAUCAAUGCCAAGUGCCCCAUCCAGUGCCACAUCCAGUGCCCCAUGUGUUGGUAAUCCUACUCACCCAACAGGAAGUAGGGGGCAAAAGAGGAGAAGAGAAGAUGGUUCAAGCAGUGCGUCUGGACAAGGUCAGGGAAGGGGUGCAAGCAGUGCAUCUACACAAAGUCGAGGUCAAAGGAGCACAAGAGGAAGGGGUGCAAGCAGUGAAGGGGAAGGACAAGGUCAGGGUGAAGGCAUUGCAACUGCACAAGGUAGAGGGCAAAAUACGACAAGAGGAAGGGGUGAAAGCAGUACAACUACUGCACAAGGUCGAGGUCAAAGGAGCACAAAAGGAAGGGGUGCAAGCAGUCAGGGUGAAGGCAUUGCUACUGCACAAGGUAGGGGGCAAAAGAGCAAUCUCGGGUUGGCCACCAGGAUAAGAAUAUCUGGCAGGUUGAGAACUUCUGUUUUACAAACAGGAAUGCACAAGAGCAAAGGAAAACUCCUUGUCGAUCUCACUGGAAACCCUGCUGGACCACCGAAAGUUCCAGGGGGUGGACCAGCAUGCUCAUGGGGUCCUCCCAGAAGUGCAACUGGUAUCACUUUUAGAGUUGCUCCCCCUGAUUUCGACAUCCACAAUUUGGUUGCUGCAUCCACUGUCAUUCCUCAACCAGAAGUACAAGGAGUUGCAAAGAAGAAUGACAAAGGGAAGAAAAAGAUGUGGAGAGUCUGAACAUGGUUUAUUAUUAUGUUGACAUAUGUUAAAGUGUGAUGAUAGUUAUGUUAUGUUAUGUUAUGUUAAAGUUUGAUGAACAAGUUUGCUAGUUAUGUUAUGUUAAAGUGUGAUGAACAUGGUUUAUUAUCAAUAAUGAAGUUAAAGUGUGAUGAUUUAUGGAAAGUUAAA
Messenger RNA from Alnus glutinosa, 1677 nucleotides. RefSeq lists its product as uncharacterized. The transcript is spliced from 2 exons. The coding region runs from base 97 to 1506 and encodes 469 amino acids. Gene Ontology annotation, molecular function: zinc ion binding. Lineage: Eukaryota; Viridiplantae; Streptophyta; Magnoliopsida; Fagales; Betulaceae. The record is from RefSeq and is a predicted model, not a curated record.